Bipolaris victoriae FI3 is the source of this 858-nucleotide messenger RNA. RefSeq lists its product as hypothetical. The transcript has a single exon. The record is from RefSeq and is a predicted model, not a curated record. Lineage: Eukaryota; Fungi; Ascomycota; Dothideomycetes; Pleosporales; Pleosporaceae. Bases 1 to 858 code for a protein of 285 amino acids. Gene Ontology annotation, molecular function: protein binding.
AUGAUGGACCUGCAGCACCAGUCCCACAUUUCAGCCUUCAGUCGCUUCUCCGAUAUGCUCAAAGACACGACUACAGGCCGGCGUAAGCCGAAUGCCUCGGGACAUUCUGUUCGCAACCCCUCCAUGACUGGCCUGCCCUCAGACCCCAUAGCAAUGUUCACGCGAUCUCGCGGCGAUUCCGAUCCUUCGCGAGAUAUCCGUAGGAGCAGCGUGGGCAACUACGCCGAUCGCAUGCGCCAACUCUUCCACCCAUCCUCACACCACACGCACCCCCACAAACGCGGCAUCAGCGACCUCCCCGCCGAAGUCCUGCAGCACAUAUUCUUCUACCUCGAGUUCUGGGAGCUCGUCCGAUGCCAGCGCGUCUCCAAGUCAUGGCGCGCUCUGGUCCCAGGCGACUCACCAUUGCUGGCAGAAAUGCUGUACCUCAAGCCCUCGCGCAGCCUGCAAAUCUACAACCUCGUCCCGACGACGUUUGAAUUCGAGGUUCAUGUCAUGCCACAAAGCGUCGAGUCAGGAGCCCAGCCGCUUGGCACUCGCAUUUCAAAAGGCGUCCGCAACGAGAUCUCCCUCUCGAGACGCUGUAUAGGUCUCAUCCGGACGAGUCAGGAAAUCGUGUUUCAUCCUCUGAUCAUGGAUUUCAACCACUGGAUUACGCGCGAGGGUGUUGCCGGCAAUACGCACGGGUCUUGGAGGGAUAUGCUGGUUUCAAUGCCCCCGUUGACGGAGCUGACACUGCGCGAUGGCGGCCAAAAGAGGGGUGCUGUCAAGGUGCUUAACGUCAAGGGUCAUGACGACGGGGUUAAGCUGGGUCAGCUGUUUGAUGUUGUACACGAUUGGAUGCAGAGGAGGAUAUGA